This is a messenger RNA of Puntigrus tetrazona (Sumatra barb), 1083 nucleotides long. RefSeq lists its product as uncharacterized. The coding region runs from base 111 to 905 and encodes 264 amino acids. Lineage: Eukaryota; Metazoa; Chordata; Actinopteri; Cypriniformes; Cyprinidae. The transcript is spliced from 7 exons. The record is from RefSeq and is a predicted model, not a curated record.
UAUGUAAAUACAUGUUUUUACAUGUUUGAGUCAUACCUUACACGUGAUAAAAUAAAAAGGUUGUACUUCCGGAGCAACUCACUUGGGCACGUAGCGCAAAACACUACGACAUGGAAUCGAAGACGUUAAGAUUCGAUUUGUAUUCCUGGAAACAAAAAAGAUACAAUGAACUCUUAGAAAAAGCCGAUGAAUUGGUGAAGAUUGUGUCAAGGUUUGAUUCUAGGAUCAAUAUUUACUCCAUCUAUUUAAAAGAUGAUGGUGAAUUUGGCCCAGUUAAAUUCGUGAACACAUGCGUUCCUGAUUCAUUUAUGAUGGCCUUAUUUAUUUGCUAUAUUCAGUAUGACCAUAUAGCAUCUCUUUUUAACUCUUUUGUAAAACUGAGGGCACCUAUGGUCUUCUUAAGAGCUAGAAUGUAUAAUGAAGCUAAAGCAUCUUGGUUAUUUUGCUGUAAUGUUACUGUGACGGAAAAUACUGAAAACUACGUAAUGGAUGCUUGGAGUAACCCAAAGGACCAUUUACACAUGUUUGAUGAAUUUAUACUCGGCAACGACAAACUAAGCACAUUUAAAUCUCUUGGCAAUGUGCAUGCCCUGGGUUUCCGUGAUCAUAAUCCUUUGCUGGUCCUAGUGGAAAUAAAUCAGGCAAUGGAUACAAGGCCACCUCUAUGCAUUGAUGACGAUUAUGGCAGGGCCUUUGAACUUCAGUUUUUGCUGAUGACGAGGAAAUCCCUUCCUACUCAUAUGAUUGUGGGGUUAAAUCAUUUUGAUCGAUGGAUUCUCUACGAUAAUUCAAAGUUACGAUAUGAUAAUUUCAACCCCAAGAAUGCUGAUUUUGAAGAUUUCACCAUCCUGCUUAUUGGCUAUGUUAAUAUACCACAAGAUAACCAUAGGAGAGAGGGCCGUUAAAAUUUCCUGAAGAGGGACACCGUUGGACCAUUCCUUUUAAUUUGUUUCAAGGCUUAAACGAACAAAAAAAGGAACACUUUGAUUGAGCACGUUUCACGAUUUAAAGAAAUAUUUGACACAAAAAGCCUUCCUUUACGCAAAUUAAAAAGCAAAAUAAAGAUGGAUUGAUUACGACUUG